This is a messenger RNA of Cavia porcellus (domestic guinea pig), 3892 nucleotides long. It is a transcript of the gene Nrg2, whose product is annotated as neuregulin 2. Gene Ontology annotation, molecular function: signaling receptor binding. The coding region runs from base 209 to 2746 and encodes 845 amino acids. The record is from RefSeq and is a predicted model, not a curated record. The transcript has 11 exons. Gene Ontology annotation, biological process: nervous system development; intracellular signal transduction; animal organ development. NCBI's taxonomy places the organism in Eukaryota, Metazoa, Chordata, Mammalia, Rodentia, Caviidae.
CGCGGGGAGGGAGCGCUGCGUUGCGUUGCGCUGCGCAUCGCGGCCCGCUCGCUGCCUGCCCCCUGCCCGAGCGGGGCCACCUCCCCGGCCGCCGGCGGAGGGCUACGAGGCGCUAACGUAACGCUGUUUCCGGUUUUCCAGCGGGCUCUGUUUCCCCUCCCAAGGCGGCGGCGGCGGAGUGGCGGAGCCCCCCAAAUGGCCUGGCCAGAUGCGGCAGGUUUGCUGCUCAGCGCUGCCGCCGCCGCCGCCACCACCACUGGAGAAGGCUCCGUGCAGCAGCCACAGCGACAGCAGCAACACAAGCAGCAGCAGCGAGACGAGCAGCAGCAGCGGCGAGAGAGGCAGCGGCAGCAGCAGCAGGAUCAGGAGCAGCAACAGCAUCUCCCGUCCCGCUGCGCCCCCAGAGCCGCAGCCGCAGCCCCGCAGCCCCGCAGCCCGGAGAGCCGCCGCCCGCCCGCGAGCCACAGCCGCCGGCGGCAUGAGGCGCGACCCGGCCCCCGGCUUCUCCAUGCUGCUCUUCGGUGUGUCGCUCGCCUGCUACUCGCCCAGCCUCAAGUCGGUGCAGGACCAGGCGUACAAGGCACCCGUGGUGGUGGAGGGCAAGGUCCAGGGGCUGGCUCCGGCCAGCGGCGCCAGCUCCAACAGCACUCGCGAGCCGCCCGCCUCGGGUCGAGUGGCGCUGGUGAAGGUGCUGGACAAGUGGCCGCUCCGGAGCGGGGGGCUGCAGCGCGAGCAGGUGAUCAGCGUGGGCUCCUGCGCGCCGCUCGAGAGGAACCAGCGCUACAUCUUUUUUCUGGAGCCCACGGAGCAGCCCUUAGUCUUUAAGACUGCCUUUGCCCCCCUCGACACCAACGGCAAAAACCUCAAGAAGGAGGUGGGCAAGAUCCUAUGCACUGAUUGCGCCGCCCGGCCCAAGCUGAAGAAGAUGAAAAGCCAGACGGGACAGGUGGGUGAGAAGCAAUCCCUGAAGUGCGAGGCAGCAGCCGGCAACCCCCAGCCCUCCUAUCGCUGGUUCAAGGACGGCAAGGAGCUCAACCGCAGCCGCGACAUUCGCAUCAAGUACGGCAAUGGCAGAAAGAACUCACGACUUCAGUUCAACAAGGUGAAGGUGGAGGAUGCUGGAGAGUACGUGUGCGAGGCCGAGAACAUCCUGGGGAAGGACACCGUCCGUGGCCGGCUCCAUGUCAACAGCGUGAGCACCACCCUGUCAUCCUGGUCGGGGCAUGCCCGCAAGUGCAACGAGACAGCCAAGUCCUAUUGUGUCAAUGGAGGUGUCUGCUACUACAUCGAAGGCAUCAACCAGCUUUCCUGCAAGUGUCCUGUGGGAUACACCGGGGACAGGUGUCAGCAGUUCGCAAUGGUCAACUUCUCCAAGCACCUUGGAUUUGAAUUAAAGGAAGCUGAGGAGCUGUACCAGAAGAGGGUCCUGACCAUCACCGGCAUCUGCGUGGCCCUACUUGUGGUGGGCAUUGUCUGUGUGGUCGCCUACUGCAAAACAAAAAAACAGCGGAAGCAGAUGCAUAACCACCUCCGGCAGAACAUGUGCCCAGCCCACCAGAACCGGAGCUUGGCCAACGGGCCCAGCCACCCCCGACUGGACCCCGAGGAGAUCCAGAUGGCAGACUACAUCUCCAAGAAUGUGCCAGCCACAGACCACGUCAUCCGGAGGGAAACUGAGACCACCUUCUCUGGGAGCCACUCCUGCUCUCCUUCUCACCACUGCUCCACAGCCACGCCCACCUCCAGCCACAGACACGAGAGCCACACAUGGAGCCUGGAGCGAUCUGAGAGCCUGACCUCUGACUCCCAGUCGGGCAUCAUGCUGUCAUCAGUGGGCACCAGCAAGUGCAACAGCCCCGCGUGUGUGGAGGCCCGCGCUCGGCGGGUGGCAGCAUACAGCCUGGAGGAGGGGCGCAGGGCCACCAUGCCACCCUACCAUGACUCCGUGGACUCCCUGCAUGACUCCCCACACAGUGAGAGGUACGUGUCGGCCCUGACCACGCCCGCGCGUCUCUCGCCCGUGGACUUCCACUACUCGCUGGCGACACAGGUGCCAACCUUCGAGAUCACAUCACCCAACUCAGCGCACGCCGUUUCGCUGCCCCCGGCCGCGCCUAUCAACUACCGCCUGGCGGAGCAGCAGCCGCUCCUGCGGCACCAGGCACCCCCCGGCCCCGGGCCAGGGCCCGGGCCCGGCGGCGCGGACAUGCAACGCAGCUACGACAGUUACUACUACCCCGCCCCGGGGCCCGGGCCUCGGCGCGGGGCCUGCGCACUGGGCGGCAGCCUGGGCAGCCUGCCCGCCAGCCCCUUCCGCAUCCCGGAGGACGACGAAUACGAGACCACGCAGGAGUGCGCGCCCCCGCCCCCGCCGCGGCCACGCGCGCGCGGUGCGUCUCGCAGGACGUCGGCGGGGCCCCGACGCUGGCGCCGCUCGCGCCUCAACGGGCUGGCGGCGCAGCGCGCACGCGCGGCGCGGGACUCGCUGUCGCUGAGCAGCGGCUCGGGCUGCGGCUCGGCCUCGGACGACGACGCGGACGACGCGGACGGGGCGCUGGCUGCCGAGAGCACGCCUUUCCUCGGCCUGCGCGCGGCGCACGACGCGCUGCGCUCGGACUCGCCGCCGCUGUGCCCGGCGGCCGACAGCAGGACUUACUACUCCCUGGACAGCCACAGCACACGGGCCAGCAGCAGACACAGCCGCGGGCCGCCGCCGCGGGCCAAGCAGGACUCGGCGCCCCUCUAGGGCCCGUCGCCCUGCCGCCUCGCCGCCUGCCGGCCCGCCCGCGCGCCCCACUGUCUGGACGGAGACAGAGACCACCGACCGGAGAGAGCAAGGAGGGCAAAACAGAAAUAAAAAUAUUUUUAUUUUCUAUAAAAGGAAAAAAGUAUAACAAAAUGUUUUAUUUUCAUUUUAGCAAAAAUUGUCUUAUAAUACUAGCUAACGGCAAAGACGUUUUUAUAGGGAAACUAUUUAUAUGUAACAUCCUGAUUUACAGCUUCAGAAAAAAAAGAAACAAAAAAAAAAGAGAGAUGGGCCAAUUUUUUGACUCUUUAAUAGAAACCUACAUUGUGGUGCCUUUUGCUGUACGCUAUUCUGGGGCUCCUGGAGAGAAGUCUAGGCUGCUCGAAGUUGGAUAGGGGUGGAUCCCAAGUUGGUGGGGAAUGAGCAAAAGGAGGGAAAGCGGGGGUUGGAGAGUGAGACUCAGAGGUCAAAAGUUGUUCCCCGCCCCCUCCGGCCAGAUCUGGAGUCCUGGGCCCCCUGCGAGGAGAGGGCAGGAUCCUAAGCUUAGAAUUAAAAUUGGUGUCAGGGAGAGACAAAGGCCCAGCGACAGCAACCAGAAUGGGGAGGGACCCUUCCCACUCCUCACAGCUGCUAAAAGAGAACAGAUAAAGAGGUUUCCCCAACAGCCCCGGCCCAGGGAGGGGGUAGCUCUGUCAGGGGCCCAAUGUUCACGGCUCCUCCUCCCCUCCGGCCUCCAGGACGCCCUCUGUCCUCUGCAGCACCUUCGUUUACAGGCCGUCUUUUCUAUUUUAUGCCUGCAUGUCCUUUGCAUUUCAGAUUCUUUAGAUUGGAUGCAUGGUCACGCUGGGACCGAGAAGAGCCACUCCACAGUGUAUUCUAUUCCCCUUUAGCAAUAAAAUUACAUCAUUUCCUUCUCACAGCCAGGCCCCAAUCCACCUAUGACUUCCGUUCCUUCUCCAGUCUUGACCUCCCCAACCCUAAAACUGGAUCCAAUGCUAAUUUGUCACAAAAAAGAAAAAAAGGCAAUUGUUUAAAAACAGUAAUUCCCUAACAGAAACAAAUGGGAACCCUGCCCUGAAAUGUCGGAACACCUGACUGUUGACACUUGAACAUUUUUAUAUUAUAAAUAAAAUCAGAAAUACCUGC